UGUCACAGGAGCUUUGGAUGUGGGCAAAAUGUCAGGUCUUCUCCUCUCUGAGGUUGCCUUUUGGAAUUGGAGCCAUGCUGCCUGCUUUAAAGAAAGCCGCAGCUGCAGGGGAGGAGGUAAAGUGUGACACCGUCCAAAAUUCCACAUUUCCCAAAACAGCGUCUCCGUGCAAAUCCGACAACCCCAUAAAGUCUUCUCGAACGCACCAAGAACUCCACAAAGAACUUCUCCUCACCUACAAGAAAGGACUUGCUCUUCAUAGUAAACCGGAGCUGUUGAGAGUUUUGGAGAAGAGAAGGUGUCAGGGGAAAGAAGGGCAGGACCCAAAGCUGCCGUCUUCUCCCCUGGAGCAGGAACUGCAGAAGUGGCAGCAGCGGAGAGAAGAGAGGGAGCAGGAGUCAUCCAGAAAGGAUGCGUCUGGAGUCCACGAGUUCCUCCGAGUCAGGGAGAAUCUCCGAAAAUCCACAUCACGGGAUAUGCAGAGCCCCCCACCCCCUGUCAGCUGAGGUCCAAGAAGAUGCCCUCAUCUCUGCGGGCCCGUCAUGCAGGUUUCCAUGUUCCUCAGGGACACAAACUGUGCUGAUCCUGGGUGACUGCACUCUGUAUGCUGAAGAACAUUAAAGACAGAGUAGGAACCAAAAACCCAUGCA
This is a messenger RNA of Spea bombifrons (plains spadefoot toad), 650 nucleotides long. RefSeq names its product actin-associated protein FAM107A-like. The transcript has 4 exons. Gene Ontology annotation, biological process: regulation of actin cytoskeleton organization; actin filament bundle assembly; actin filament polymerization. NCBI's taxonomy places the organism in Eukaryota, Metazoa, Chordata, Amphibia, Anura, Pelobatidae. The record is from RefSeq and is a predicted model, not a curated record. The coding region runs from base 18 to 506 and encodes 162 amino acids. Gene Ontology annotation, cellular component: stress fiber; neuron projection; synapse.